UGUUUUUGAAGUUUUUUCUUCAUUUUCUAAUAAAAUUUUGAUGGUGAUACCAAAUGAUUCUCCAAGUUUUCCACUCCUAUCUCAUUAGGAGUUGGAGAUGAAAUUUUCAAAUGAAGUGAUGAAAAGUAUACCUUUUAUGGAGUUUGAGCAAGGUAUGCAAAGGAGAAAAUUGCAAGCGAUGCUAUUAUUCUUGGUGACACCUUCUUGUGGCAAUGUGACAAAGCGGUAUUCCCAUGAUUGCAGUUGGGAGAUAUACCUCUCAAAUGGGGUUUAACUUGUUAGUUCAACCUAUUGGUUCGUUCAUUGUAUUUUCUUUUUAACCAAAUUUUAUCAAGUCUCGAACUUACUAAUAUGUGGUAGAAAGAAUAUCAAACGCACUGUUACAAUUUACAAAUCUUCUUUUACUCAUUAAAGUUUGCAAUCCAGUGUAAACCAGUAGAUUAUUUUAUAGAUUGAGACCUUGGCCAAGAUUAUAUCUUAAUAACUUCAACUUAACUUCUAAAUGGUGGUCUGGUUUUUUUUUUUUUCUUCUUCUUCUUCUUAGUAUAUAAAUUGUGGUUUACUCAAUGUACAUUUGUUCCAAUCUAAUUGCAUAUAAUUUUUGUAGAUUCAAGUUGGUGAUGUCAAGUUUAAAAAUUCAGAUGUUAAGAUAAGUGAGAAACUGUUUAGAGUACAAGAGGGUUAUCUCCUUUGUAUGUUGCACGGACAAUGGUGGGGUGUAUAAACAAGCGAGAAAAAGGUGUUGUUUAAGGUUUUAACCAAUUCUUUUCUAUUGUCCUACUUGUUCUUCUCUUUCUAUUCACCACUACAUUGAAAUUUAUUGGAAACACUGUGCGUGUUGAGUUUUAAAAAGAAAGGAAAUAAAUCUUAUUCAAAGCA
Messenger RNA from Rubroshorea leprosula, 879 nucleotides. The record is from the annotation of a GenBank genome assembly. Lineage: Eukaryota; Viridiplantae; Streptophyta; Magnoliopsida; Malvales; Dipterocarpaceae.